GCUUGCGCUCCCAGAGCUAUAUUUUUAUAUAUUUUAUUUUUAUAGGCUAGUGCCAAACUUAUUAUUUCUACUUCCGCUUUUUGUGUAUAAAAAGUGAUGCCACGCUGUUUUAAAACAGUUCAGUGUACAGUUGACCAGUGGUCAGUACCAUAUCUGUCUGUGUGACAGCUGAAUAUCUUUGUGGUCUGUCGUCUAAUUAUAUUUUUAUUCCUGUACCUGGGACGGCCUGUAAGUGUAGAAAUAUUUUAUAUUUUUUACUAGAUCUAUAUUAUGUGUAAAGUAGUUAGUUUAUUUUCUACUGGACUAUUUGUCAUAAUAGUUGGCAACAUGCUGUAUGGAAGAUGGCGGCGUCCAUCAGUCCUAAUAGAAUAUUUUAUAAUAUAGUUUUGCAUUUAUGUUUUGCAGGCUAUUAUUACUGCUGUGUAACUGCUGUGUUACUGCUUUUAACUGCUGCCUUUUAGCUGCUGUUGUAUAUUACUGCUUAUAGAUCUAGCUGCUGUUUAUAGCUGCUGUUGUUAGAUCUAUUCUAAUUCUAGGGAAUCUAGAAUCUAGUGUUAUUUUGUUUCUUUAUUAUCACCUUAGUAAACUUAGUUAUAUUUAUUUAUAGUCUGUUUCUCAGUUCUGUUCUUAGUGAAUAGUAAGGUACUGAGCCUAAGGAUAGGAUAUUCUUGUUUUAGUGUUAGUGUUAUGAGUGUAAUAGUAGGAUAUUGUAGUGUGUUUAUUGUAGAUCUAGGUCUAGUGUAGUAGUUUUAGUGAUUUAGUUAGAUAGUUGUUUUGAUCAGUUUGUGUCAGAUAGUUGGUUUGGUUAGUUUGGUAGUGUUUGUAGUGGUGUAGAUUUAGAGGGUAGUUUAUAGUAGUUAGUGUAUAUAUUAUAUUUUAUUAUUGAUUUAUUUUGUAUGUAAAUAAAAUUUCUUUUUGUUUUAUUUAUCGUAAACUAAAGUUUAUCUUGUCUCCAUUUAGUUUAGUUUAGUAUGUCUGGUUACUUAGGUGACUCUAGCCCCUUGGUCACCAUACCGAGGUGCACAGAUUGAGCCCACCCAGUAGCGCAAACAUCUGCCUACUGUUAGGUAAAUUUUAAUGUUGAGCGGCAGAGAAUAGGUCCUCUCUCUCUAUCCACUCGCGCCUGCCUGACCUGCUCACAUUUUUGGUGUCAGAAGUGGGAUCUGUGCUUGAGUGACCAGACUUGUAUUUUUUUAUUGGGAUAGAUUAGGUUUGCGUAGGAGUUUAGGCAUUGAUAGGAAGUAGUGUAUAGUUCAGUUUUUCUUUGGGCGUUUGUUAGAGAGGUUAUUAGGCUUUAGUUUUGUUGAGUAGUUACGUAGAUGAACAGCGAGGCAGCAGCAGCAGCAAGAAUGCAGCCGUCUCAGACAGUUAUCUUGGUGCCUAGGACAGAGAUGAGUAUCCGGCGCUUCCAUGGUGAUGGUCCUGCCAGGGAAAUUGAAGAGUUCCUUCAAAAUGUUGAGAGAGCUUGGAAGUCUCAACACAUGGUGCAUCCAGAGGAAAAAUGUGACUUCCUCUUUGCACAUCUAGGUGAGGCAGUGAAGGCCGAACUUAGGUGUCACCCUCAGACGACAAGGGCAUGUCCAGAUGCCCUUGUACAAGUUCUACACUCCACUUAUGGAGAAAGGCGGAGCAUCAACUGCCUCAUUGGGGAGCUGUUCCGAAUAAGCCAGCACCAGUAUGAGUCUGUCCGCGCAUACUCACACCGUCUCCUUCAAGCAUUUGAAGCACUCACAGACAGGCAGAGAGCUCUAUCUGAAACUCCCUUCAGCAAGUCUAUCCUGAGGGACCAGUUUGUAGAAAACCUCAGUGACAGGAUCCUAAGGAGAGAUCUGCGAGAGAGACUACUUGACAGGCCAGAAACUGAAUUCCUGGCGUUAAGAGACAUGGCCAUCAGGUGGGCCCAGGAUGAGGAUGUCGCACCGCAAGUCAACGUCACAUGCAGUGAGAUAAAGAUUGAAAGCCAGCUAGCUGCGCUCUCCAAGCAAGUGGAGGAGCUUGCAGCCCAGAUUGUGCUCCUACAACUUUCGGGACCACAGAACUCUAACUGUCCCCACUGCAACCACCAUCAACCUGAUCACAUUAGCGGCAAGGUGAGACAGAUUGUCUCACAACCAAAGCGCACUCUUAACCAUAAGAGGCCAACGAUGAAGAACAGGAAAUGCUACACAUGUGGCAAACCUGGCCAUCUUGCAAGAAAUUGCAGGCUGCAGAACAGGUUCCAAGGUCAGCGAAAGAAGCCAGGGAACCGGGCUUACCAGCAACACCCUUCUAGAAGCAACUGCUCGAAUUGUGGAAGCCGGGACCACUUCACCCGAGCUUGCCCUGAUGUCACUGCAGCAGUGAAUCGCGUUCAGGUUGCCUCAGUGGAACAACCACAGGCAGUACAACUGCAACCUGCUCCCAAGCCAACAGAAUUGUCGGUUGAGGUGCCACCGAAUCCUAGGCGAUCCAACACUGCUCCUGAUUCAAUUGUUCGCAGAAACCAACCCGCAGUGGCAGAAAUGAUGUCGAUGCGUACAGAAGUCGCCUCACCUGACACUUCCAGUAAUCAUGCAGAAGGAGGUAGGGAAACAAAUCCUUUCCUACAGUUUCAUCCGGUCCAACCAGAAUCCACAUUGCUUUCCCAUGAGGUUCCUGAGUUGCAGAAGAAAAGGAACGACCUUCUGAACAUUGGGUGCAGAGUUCUUGUCGAACAGAGAGUCAGAGGCCAGGGAAGAAUGUUCAUGCAGUAUGAACCGUCAUGUUUUGUAAUUACUGCAGUACCCAAGUAUGCUUCUGGCUGGUACAUGGCUAUUAUUACUGCUGUGUAACUGCUGUGUUACUGCUUUUAACUGCUGCCUUUUAGCUGCUGUUGUAUAUUACUGCUUAUAGAUCUAGCUGCUGUUUAUAGCUGCUGUUGUUAGAUCUAUUCUAAUUCUAGGGAAUC
This is a messenger RNA of Biomphalaria glabrata, 2926 nucleotides long. RefSeq lists its product as uncharacterized. The record is from RefSeq and is a predicted model, not a curated record. The transcript has 2 exons. NCBI's taxonomy places the organism in Eukaryota, Metazoa, Mollusca, Gastropoda, Planorbidae. The coding region runs from base 1320 to 2810 and encodes 496 amino acids. Gene Ontology annotation, molecular function: nucleic acid binding; zinc ion binding.